Molecule: messenger RNA, 4909 nt
Organism: Pseudoliparis swirei
Lineage: Eukaryota; Metazoa; Chordata; Actinopteri; Perciformes; Liparidae
Gene: fam110b
Product: family with sequence similarity 110 member B
Exons: 5
Coding region: 808-2214 (468 amino acids)
Source: RefSeq, a predicted model, not a curated record
UUCACCGGCGCUCUUCUAGUCCCACGGCCACUCGGAGCCCUUUAAGUGCCUUGCCCAUGGACACAUCGACGUGGAGCCAGAGGAUGGAACCAGCGAGCCUCUGAUUGAAGGACUACCCUGAGAAGCUAACCUCCAUUAGCGUUAGCUGUUAGAGUUGUUAUUUAGCCACUGGCUGCUAACCGCUAACAUGAACUGCUGAGUUCAACAUGGAUUUGUUAUUCACUGUCUAGCAUGAAUGGAUGAAAUAGGAUACAUGAGAAUGUUUAACCACAGCUGUGAGACAAACCGCCACCCGGCAGCAUAUGGAGGAGAGCGGGAGGCGUCCGGCUCCCACAGCCAGUUGCAUAAAGCUUGGAGCGUAGAAGUGGCGCCAUGUGCUAGCCAAUAGGACGGCUGCAAACUGCCGGCGUGGCGAGCUGAAGCGAGCGUGGAGCGGCGUGGAGGCGUUCCUCUGCUUCUCCUCCGGCCCCCGUGGACGCCACGGCGCCGCACUGAGGAGCAUCCGCCACCGCGUGUCCUCCUCUCCACCCGUCACUCAGCUUCUUCUCUCUCCUUCUAUCCGUCUAUCGGCCAUCUUGCUGAGCACUGCAAACCUGUAGAGACCCCCCCCCCCCGGCCCAGAGUCUGGCUCGGUCCCCACGGGGUCCCACAAGCGAUGAGGAGGGCCGUGGCGUUUGUUUCUUUCUAGACUUUUCUCCUCGCCACCUUGUGUCUUCAUGUCUCGGGGGUCCUCCGGUGCCCCCGCCCUCUGUCGACCCCCCCGCACCCGCUGCCACCACGGCCGGCCCCCCCAGUCGCCUCGUUGCCAUGCCGACAGAGACGCUGGCCCCAGGCCUGCCAGAUAGCAAGGCGGCCGGCCCCGCCGCGGCCUACAGCUCCGCCGUGCCCCUCCGCAUACUCAACAAGGGCCCCGACUACUUCAGGAGACAGGUGGAACAGAACCCGAAGCGCCUCAGUGCCGUCGAGAGACUAGAAGCUGACAAGGCCAAGUAUGUCAAGAGCCAGGAAGUCAUCAACGCCAAGCAGGAGCCAAUCAAGCCACCCGUGCUGGCCAAGCCUCCCGCCGGCCACACCCUCCUGUCCAAGAGAGGCCCUGGGGUUGGCGGAGGAGGACACGGAGGCGGCGGACCUUUCAAAGCGUCCAAUAACAACGCCAAGUCGGACACGUGCCCAACGAGCGGCGGCAAGCGGGGGAAUCUAAACCUGGAGAUCCUGAAGAAUCUGCUGAACUCAUCGUCCUCUUCAGGAGCCGGAUGUGAAGGACAUGGGGGCGGAGCUAAGAGUGCUGUGCUGAGGUUAUCCGGGGGAAUGGCCAGGAGCUGGACACCAUCGGGGAUGCCGCUGACCUACCGUUCUACCAUGACGCUCAACGAGCAGCCACCGGACUCGGCUCCCAGCCCCAGCACCUCUCACUCCCUCCGAUCCUUCUCCCAUUCCCUGAAGGUCCCUCCCAUCAACGGCGGGGGGCGUCGCAGUCCGCUCCAGGGAGGAAACCUCAACCUUAGCAGACGAGGGGAAGGAGUGAUAGAUCGUUCUCGCUCUCCGCUCCCACCUCUUCUCACCUCCCACUCCUCCUCCGACCUCCUGCGGCUGUGCAACGGCAAGCCCCUCCGCACGGCGCGAUCCGGCAGCUCCUCGGCUCCGCCCCUCCCACCCAAACCCAACCCCGCCACCCUCCCUCCGCCCGCUCUGUCUUUGUCGCUGCUCCCUCCCCGCCCGACUCCAUCCCCCUCGCUCUGCAACAGCACCGCCCCUCAGUCGCUGCCGUGCGAUUACGGAGACGCUUCCAAUGCUUCUACCGACGCUAACCCGGAGCACGAGCUCGGCACGUCGGCCGCUCGUCGCUCGUCGCUACACCGAUCGAAGUCGGACCUGUCGGAUCGCUUCGCCCGUGCCGGAGCUGACGUGGAACGCUUUUUUAACUACUGCGGCAUCGACCCGGAGGAGCUGGAGGCGGUCGGUCCAGAGAACUUUGCGAGAGCCAACUCGGACAUCGUCAGCCUGAACUUCCGAUCGGCUUCUAUGAUCUCCUCGGACUGCGACCGGUCGCGCCGCUCUUCCAACGACGGGCUGUCCGACGGGGAAGGGGAGGAGGAGGAGGCCGGCGAGCGCGUCCCGUACGGCAUCUCGGCCGUGGAGCGGAACGCGAGAGUCAUCAAGUGGCUGUACAGCAUCAAACAAGCGAGAGAGACGCAAAAGGUCUCGCAUGUCUAGGGCAAGCGCUGCAGUGGAAUGGAUGUACUUCAGACGGUGGACACCCUCCCCCGGGGUCUCAGAGGGGAACGAUACCAGAACCUCUCAUCCUGGUGCUGAACGGAACAUUUGUCAAAAUGGAUGCAAGAGGAAAGCCUGACGUGUCUAACACACCUGGGAAGGAAAUGAACGAGGAAGAGAUGAGGAGAAGGACUCCAGUCCACUUGAGUUUAGAACAUCAUGAGCACUGCGACCAGAAAGGAACUACGACGGUCAUAUCAACUGGAGAGAAACAACCACGGGACAACGAGUUGAUGACUGGCUUCUCUCUGGACGUUGUAAUCGUAGAGACAGUCUGUCCAUGUGAUGGAGGAACCAGGGGAGUGCACUGCGAUGUCCAAAGGACCCUCACAUUGAAGAGUUCUAGACCUUUCUCACGGUGGACAUUUUGGCUUGACUACUCAGAUUAUUGUGAGAGGGAUUAUCUUCCUGCAUAGUUUGCGAGCUACAUUUUAUCUGUUCAGGUUCGGCCAUCUCUGACACUGGCUGGGUCAACCGUCUUCACCACACAGUAGGAAUGUGCUGAGCUGUCGCUGAGUCGGUGUGAAUCGAUCUCAUGCUUCAUGAGUCGGGCGAGUGCUGGAUGUCAAAACACUGAUACAGUGUGGUGGGUGAGUUUAGGCCGGGGCGAGGUCUAAUCGGCCUCAGCUGGUGAUGACUGUUAAUUAGCCGCUGGGGCUGAUUAACAGUCAUCACCAGCUGAGGCCGAUUAGACCUCGCGCCGGCAUCUUUCCCUGAACCCCCCCCCCCCCCCCCUUCCAGCCACUCUACAGCUGAGCCUAAACGCUGCCACAGCACGUUUCUAUGACUUAGGGCUUUCACUUUGUAAAAACGAUGAAGAGCCGACACGCCAUUUGUUUGAGUUCCAUUUGAAUAAUCUUGCUGUAGGAUUGUCAUGAUUAUGUUCAUUGGCGGUUCCUCCACUGCAGCACUGAGUGACGAGCUGACGGGUGUUUUCACAUUCGUUGUCGUAAAUUCUGUAAAGACCAAAAACACACCGCUGCCUAAUGUUGACGCCACUGGACCAUUUCCACCCGCUCCACACAGUAAAAGACGCACAUUUGUGUGUGUCCAUACACGAUUUAAAGCUAAUUCAGAGGUGGAAGACGUAAUGUUACCUCAGAUCUGUGACUUUUCGUAGACGUACUAAUAAAGCACGCCAGGUUUUUAUUUUUUCUUUAAAUCUAUGCCGUCAAAUCCACCUUAAUUCUCAGAUGGUUGGUGUCAUGAUUCUCUGGUCACAGUAGCUCACUGGUUACCUGCAUUUUGCAUUAGUAAAGAGCGCAACAAUAGCCAAGGUCAGAAUGAAGAGAUGCAUUCAAUAGUGAGAUCAAUACAUUUGAUCUGCGAUUGGAAUUACAAAGUGACAGCCCUAACCGUGAACUCCUCAUAGCAACUGACUCCCGUGUCAAAUGAAGCUACUGGUUGGUCAAGGCCACCAUCAACAUCAGUAGUUCUACCUGAGCUUCUCCAGUCAAAUGUUCCCGUUGAGAAAGGCCGAUGUCACAGUGUUGAUGUCUUAGCUUUGAGAAGAUAGCAAACGUUCUACGUCAAAAUUCACUUUGGAAAGCUAGUGCACUGUUAUAACACUGUUAUAACAGUGUUAAAGAAACAUUCAUUCAACAGGUUACAAAGAGUUGGUUAUUAAUGAAUUAAUCAAAUCAAAUGUUGAGGGACUCAUGAAACACGGGCGGUAGUAAGCUAGCUUUAGCUCGUGUGAAGCUAACUGCUGAAUGAAGGCCUUAAGGUGUGAGGAUGACGAGUGAUGAAGGAAACUGAGGACACUGAAUGAUUCGGACACAGACGCACACAAUAUAGAAUAUUAUCUCAAUCAAGCACCACGGUUAUUGUUAUGCUGAUGAUUUAUAAUGUUGUCAUCAGCCGGUUAACCAACCAACCCGUUCACUGGACAGUCGUAUGUCCCGUGAUGGGAUGUGGCCACCGAGAGGCACUAUCGACGAACCGGACAUUUACAGUUCAUUCAUACAUGUUAGGUCAUUUUUGGGGUGAUUCAAAUUAUAACAUUUUGGUCAAAUGGUCAAAAUUACUAAAUGUUCUUACUUGCUGAGCAAGAGCAAGAGAUUUAGCCAAUGUUGCCAACUCUUUCCCAAUGAAAGUAGCGAGCAGCAUUAGCUCCUAAAGAUGCUAAGUCUAGCCACAGCCCCUCCCUUAAGGCCUCCUUCCAAGGCCACGCCCCCAAGUUAGGCCUCCUUCCAAGGCCACGCCCCCAAGAUGAUCAGAAAGAUCAUAAACAACAAACAUGGCUAACUAACGUGUCAUAGCUGUCAAGCUAGCAUUGAGUGGGCAGGUACACGGGCAGGUCGGUCGUCCAAUCAUUUCAUUCGGCCCAAACUGGACGAUCUUACAGUUACCAAAAUUUACUUAAAAUAUUACCAAAUGGAAUAAUUUGAAUGAGUGUAAUGAUGAAACCGGUCGGUCCGCUCGUGUCCCCUCAGUGAAAUGUUGUACAUCUGAGAAGGUUCAAAGGUCAAAGGACCCAGAAGGGUCGUCACAGGUCACGAGUUGUACGAGCAGAGAAGUGUCAACAGCCGUCUGGUGACAUGAAGGCCACCGUGACCGAGACACUGAGCAAGAACCGCCGCAGGAGGGCGGAGCUUGUCUUUACGUCAAAGAACACUUUACGAUGUCUUGCCGU